Messenger RNA from Dentiscutata erythropus, 2685 nucleotides. The record is from the annotation of a GenBank genome assembly. NCBI's taxonomy places the organism in Eukaryota, Fungi, Glomeromycota, Glomeromycetes, Diversisporales, Gigasporaceae.
AUGAGUACAACUCAACAAAUAAAUAAUGAACUUGAGAAAUUUAAAAAUGAUUUUAAUAUACCACCUGAAAAAUUUGCAAACUUAAAAGAUUUAGUAUGUAAAAUAUCUAUUACACAAAUAUAUGAAAUACCUACUAAUGAACUUGAAAAGUAUAAAAUAACUAAUGAAGAUUUAGAGAAAUUUAAACGAAUAUAUGAAAUAUCUGAUGAUGAACUUAAAAAAUUGCAAAAGUAUGAAUUAACGGAUAAAGAUUUUGAUAAUUUGAAAAAUACGUAUAAAACAUUUGCUGAAAAACUUGAUAAUUUGAAAAAUACGUAUAAAACAUUUGAUGAAAAACUUGAUAACCUGAAACAAAACCAUAAAUCAGAGAAACCAACGUAUGUAAUACCUGGUGAAGAAGUUGAUAGAUUGAAAAUACCUGGUGAACUUAAAAAAUUUCAAAAAUAUGAAUUAACUGAUAAGGAUUUUGAUAAAUUGAAAAAUAUGUAUAAAGAACUUGAUGACCUGAAACAAAAACAUAAAUUAUCAGAAGAUGAAUUGAAAACAACGUAUGUAAUACCUGGUGAAGAAGUUGAUAAAUUGAAAAUAUCUGGUGAAAAGCUUAAAUUUUUUCAAAAGUACCCUAAUGAAUUGAUGAUACCAACGUAUGUAAUACCUGGUGAAGAAGUUGAUAAUUUGAAUAUACCUAGUAAAGAAUUUGAAAAAUUGCAAAAGUAUGAAUUAACUGAUGAGGAUUUUGAAAAUUUGAAACAAAUGUAUAAAACAUUUGAUGAUGAACUUGAUAACCUGAAACAUAAAUUAUCAGAAGAUGACAUUAAUAAAUUGAAAAUACCUAGUAAAGAAUUUAAAAAAUUGCAAAAGUAUGAAUUAACUGAUCAGGAUUUUGAUAAAUUGAAAAAUACAUAUAAAAAAGAACUUGAUGACCUGAAACAAAAAUAUAAAUUAUCAGAAGAUGACAUUAAUAAAUUGAAAUCAACGUAUGUAAUAUCUGGUGAAGAAGUUGUUGAUAAAUUGAAAAUACCUGUUGAAGAACUUAAAAAAUUUCAAAAAUACCCUAAUAAAUUGAAACCAACGUAUGUAAUACCUGGUGAAGAAGUUGAUAAUUUGAAAAUACCUAGUGAAGAAUUUAAAAAAUUGCAAAAGUAUGAAUUAACUAAUAAGGAUUUUGAACAUUUGGAACAAACGUAUAAAACAUUUGAUGAAGAACUUGAGAAGCUGAUACAAAGUCAUAAAUUAUCAGAAGAUGACCUUAAAAAAUUGGAAUCAACGCAUGUAAUACCUGGUGAAAAAGUUGAUGAAUUGAAAAUGCCUGGUGAAGAACUUAAAAAAUUGCAAAAAUAUGAACUAUCAAAUGUCGAACUUAAUAAAUUAAAACUAAAGUAUGAAAUAUCAGAUAAUGAACUUGAUACAUUAAAAAAAAAAUAUACUAUGCCUGAUGGUGAUUUUAAUAAAUUGAAAACAACGUAUGGAGUAUUUGAUUAUGAAUUUAUGAAACUAGAACGAAUGCAAGAACUUAAAAAAUUGAAAACUGCUCUUGAUGAAUGGAAAAACACCCGGUAUAAGGCUUAUAGUCGUUCAAUUCUUUGUCUUAUUAUUAGUUCAAUGGGGCUUGUAAUUAGUAUUUUUCUUUUAGUUUCAUACCAAAGUGUGAUUGAGUCAGGCAUUACGAAUAUCGUUUCAGGAAUUUAUGCAGCAGGAAGCUUUUCCGUAAUGAUUACAAACCUGAAAACUCUUAAUGACAUUUAUACUGGAGGCAAAUCAGAUAAAUCAGAUAUUAAGGAAGAGGAAAUUUCCGAUGAUCUUAUUAAAAAAUCUCUAAAAAAUCAUCCUCAUAGUCUUUAUCCAAAGAUAUUUUUUGUGGAAGCAGUUAGAAAUAAUAUAAGUUAUUUAUUGACCGUGCAGACUAUAAUUGCUAUUAUAACAUCAGUUAUUUUAUUAAUUACAUCUAUUAUUACUAUUUUAUACUGGUUUUAUGGAUCUGAUGAAUUUCAGUCUGCAAAUUAUGCUCUCAUUGUGAUGUCUAGUAUUGGUCUAUAUGAGUCUAUUGGUUUCGUGAUUGGCAUUAAUCUAAUUAUUCAUUCACAAACUCACAAAUCAAACAAGAAUAUAAUAGCAAAACAUGAAAAGGCUCCAAAUAAUGUUCCAAAUGAAAAGUGCAAAAUUUUGUUUAAUAUUUUGGAUUUUUGCACAAACCUGUGUUCAAAGGUGAUGGAUUUUUGCGCAAAUCUGUAUUCAAAGGUGAAUUGUUGCGCAAAUCAAAAUGAGGCUCCAAAUAAUGAUUCAAAUAAAGAUAAGAAAAAAGGUGUGAAUGUAGUGGUCAUUGAGGUGACAGUCGCUCUAAUGUGUGAGAUAGAAGGAUUAACGGAUUUGACUAAAGAAGUUUAUAAAGAAAAUGCCAAAGUUAUUAAGGAAGAUAUUAAUGAUGCUGACGUUUAUUUUAAUGAAGAAGUCCAUUUGGUUGACUUUUUUAAGGAAGCAAGCCCUUCUUUUAAAUUUAUUGAGAUAUUGAUCUUUUCGAUGUUUUUCCCUGUAGUCUUCAUAUUUGGUGUAGUAUUUAUUAGUAAAAAAUGGAAAUUUAAAUUAAGAAGAACUCAUAUAGAUGAUUUGGAGAUAGAAAUUAUUAAUAAUAAUAUUUCUGGAUUGGAUUCAUAUCCCCCUGAUCUUGAAUCACUAAUCAAUUGUUAA